Molecule: messenger RNA, 3528 nt
Organism: Eublepharis macularius
Lineage: Eukaryota; Metazoa; Chordata; Lepidosauria; Squamata; Eublepharidae
Product: zinc finger protein 420-like
Exons: 5
Coding region: 259-3342 (1027 amino acids)
Biological process (GO): regulation of transcription by RNA polymerase II
Molecular function (GO): DNA-binding transcription factor activity, RNA polymerase II-specific; RNA polymerase II cis-regulatory region sequence-specific DNA binding
Source: RefSeq, a predicted model, not a curated record
GAAGAGGGGUCUGGCUUCAGGCAGGGUCAAGAUGGAGCUCUUUGCCCCAAAAUGGGUUGGCAGCGGCAUGGGGGAAGCAUUUCUAGGAGGAGAGGGGGUCAGACAAAUAAGGAAGGUGGGGCUCCCCUCAUAAAUAUUGUCUGAUAUGGGGGAGGGAGUUUGGGCCAAACGCUCCUCAGCCUUCCUACAUCAAAUGCAGCAUCUUGAAUUGUGUCCAGAGACGAAAGGAGCUGACAUAGAAAUACGUGAGUACCAAAAAUGGUUUCCCAACCUUUGUUCUUCUUCUCACUCCAAGGCAGCAGGGAGAAGACACGCCUUAGGCCUUCUUUGCCACUUCCUCUGUGUGGUGAACGGAAAAGAGCCGCCAUGCAGCCAGCUGAGAGUGGAGUGUCCUUUGAAGAGGUGGCUGUGUAUUUCUCCCAGGGGGAGUGGGCCCUGCUGCGCCCAGCCCAGAGGGCUCUCUACAAGGAGGUCAUGCUGGAGAAUUUUGGGAACGUGGCCUCUCUGGGGCCUCAGAUUGCCAAACCUGACCUCAUAUCCUGGCUGGAGGGAGAGGAAGAGCUGUUUCUCCUGUUCUCUGAUGAACUGGAGGGAUUUAUAGGAGGUGAGUGGGAGUCAGCAACUAAAACAAAAGAAUAUACAGUAAUGGAAGAAGAUACAUAUCUGCAACAGAAAGAGAACGCUGAAUAUUGUAAUACAGUGAGGAAGGAAGAGGGAAAAUACCCACCAAGGAAUAGUUCCGGUCUUUUACCAGGUGACGUCUCUCAUCAAGUUCCACUACUUCAAAAACUGUACGAAGGAGGCAACUGGAAUGAGAAUUCUGCAAAUGAGGAAAAAUUUCCUGAAAAAUCAGAUGUUGAUAUUCUUUGGAACACGCAUAUCAGGAUAGAAGAGUUUAAUUGGCUGGAAUGUGGGAAAGCCUUUCAUCAGACAGACAACAUUAAUUCACAUAAAAAAAUUAACGCAAGGGAGAAGCCAUAUAAAUGCAUGGAGUGUGGGAAAACCUUCAGUCAGAGUGGGAAUCUUCAUUCCCAUCAAAGCAUUCACACACUUGAGAAACCAUAUAAAUGCAUGGAGUGUGGGAAAAGCUUCAGACAGAGAGGAACCCUUACUUCCCAUCAAAACAUUCACAGAAAAGAAAAGAAAUAUGAAUGUCUGGACUGUGGAAAAAGAUUCUGUCACAAUACAAACCUUACUUCCCAUCAAAGAAUUCACACAGGGGAGAAACCGUACAAAUGUCUGGAGUGUGGAAAAAGCUUCAGGCAGAGAGGAACCCUUACUUCCCAUCAAAACAUUCACACAGGAGAGAAACCGUAUAAAUGCCUGGAGUGUGGUAAAAGAUUUAGUCGGAGCGACAGUCUUACUUAUCAUAGAAGAAUUCACACAGGAGAGAAACCAUAUAAAUGCCUGGAGUGUGGGAAAACCUUCAGUAUGAAUGGAAAUCUUACUUCCCAUCAAAGAAUUCACACAGGGGAGAAACCAUAUAAAUGCCUGGAGUGUGGGAAAAGCUUCAGUAAGAAUGGAAAUCUUACUUCUCAUCAAAGAACUCACAUAGGACAGAAACCAUACAAAUGCCUAGAAUGUGGGAAAAGUUUCAUUCGUAAUUCACACCUUACUUCCCACCAAAGAAUUCACACAGGGGAGAAACCAUAUAAAUGCCCAGUGUGUGGGAAAAGCUUUAUACAGAAUGCACACCUUAUUUCCCAUAAAAAAAUUCACACAGGGGAAAAACCGUAUCAAUGUUUGGAGUGUGGAAAAAGCUUCAGUAACAGCAGAUACCUUACUUUCCAUCAAAGAAUUCACACAGGGGAGAGGCCAUAUAAAUGCCAGGAGUGUGGGAAAAGCUUCAAUCAUAGUUCACGUCUUAUUACCCAUCAAAGAAUUCACACAAGGGAGAAGCCAUAUAAAUGCCUGGAGAGUGGAAAAACCUUCAGUCAGAGCGAACACCUUACUUCCCAUCAAAGCAUUCACACAGGAGAGAAACCGUACAAAUGUCUAGAGUGUGGGAAAUGCUUCAGACUGAGUGGAAACCUUAAUUCCCAUGAAAGAAUUCACAGAGGGGAGAAACCAUAUAAAUGUCUAGAGUGUGGGAAAAGAUUCAGUCGCAAUGCACACCUUCAUUACCAUCAAAGAACUCACAAAAGGGAGAAACCAUAUAAAUGCCUGGAGUGUGGGAAAAACUUUAGUACGAGUGGACACCUUAAUACACAUCAAAAAAUUCACACAGGGGAGAAACCAUAUAAAUGUCUGGACUGUGGAAAAAACUUCCGUCAGAAGGCACACUUGUCUUCUCAUCAAAGCAUUCACAGAGGGUUGAAAAUGUAUAAAUGUCUGGAGUGUGGGAAACACUUUACAGUGAGUGGAAACCUUAAUUUGCAUCAAAGAAUUCACAGAGGGGAGAAACGAUAUCAAUGCCUGGAGUGUAGAAAAAGAUUCAGCCACAUUGCAGCUCUUACUUUUCAUCAAAGAAUUCACACAAGAGAGAAACCAGAUAAAUGCUUGGAGUGUGAGGGAAACUUCAGUAAGAGUGGACAUCUUUCUUCCCAUCAAAGAAUUCACACAGGGGAGAAACCAUACAAAUGCCUGGAGUGUGGAAAAAGAUUUAGUCGCAGGGCACACCUUCAUAGGCAUCAAAGAACUCACACAGGCGAGAAACCAUAUAAAUGCCAGGAGUGUGUGAAAAGCUUCAGUUGCAGUGCACAACUUCAUGACCAUCAAAGAACUCACACAGGGGAGAAACCAUAUAAAUGCCUGGAGUGUGGGAAAAGCUUCAUUCAGAGUGGACACCUUAACAGGCAUCAAAGAAUUCACACAGGGGAGAAACCAUAUAAAUGUCUGGAGUGUGGGAAAAGCUUCAGUCAGAAGGGAAACUUUACUUCCCAUCAAAGAAUUCACACAGGGAAGAAACCGUACAAAUGCCUGGAGUGUGGGAUAAGCUUCAGUGUGCGUGGAUACCUUACUUCCCAUCAAAGAAUUCACACAAGGGAGAAGAAAUACGAAUGUACGGAGUGUGGAAAAAGGUUCCGUCACAGUACAAGCCUUACUUGCCAUCAAAGAACUCACACAGGGGAGAAACCGUACAAAUGCCUGGAGUGUGGGAAAAGCUUCAGUCGGAGAGGACACCUUACUUCUCAUCAAAGUAUUCACACAGGGGAGAAACCAUAUAAAUGCCUGGAGUGUGGGAAAAGCUUCAAUCAGAGAAGAAACUUUACUUACCAUCAAAGCUUUCACACAGGGGAGAGACCAUAUAAAUGCCUGGAGUGUGGGAAAAUCUUCAAUUAUCAUUCAGACCUUACUUCCCAUGAAAGAAUUCACAAAGUGGAGAACUCAUAUCCAUGCUAAGAGUAUGGAAGAAGCUUCAGUUAGAGUGGAAGCCUUGCUUCUCAUCAAUGAACUCACAUAGAGGAGAAACCAUAGCAAUGCUCAGAAGGUGGAAAAAUGUAAUAUUAAACUAAACUGACUCAGAAAAUUGGAAAGCUGUAUGAUAAAACAGUAAAAUACACACAAUAAAGCCACUUUCCAUGAAAA